CUUCCACACCCGCGGAAACCGCUGCCGGCUCCACCCGCCCCCCGCGCUGCCGUCGCCUCUUCUUCCCCGCUUCUUCCAUCAUCCCUCGCCUCCCCGUCCUCUGGUCGGAGACCUAGUUCUCUUCAUCCCCGGCCCCUUGGCUCCUACCUCUUGCUCCCCUCCCCCUACUCCCGACCUUCCUCUUUUUCGCCGUAUAACCCCCCACUUUCUUUCUCCCACCUUUUAAGCUCUCUUUUCUAGGCCCCUCUCCUUUAUUCUAAAAAAAAAAAAAAAAUCCAGAAAGAAAGGAAAACAAAAACCCUAUUGCUGCAAAUGAGAAAUAAAGACAGGACAGACUCCAAAGUGAGAAUGGCUGUGACUUUGGAAGAAGCUCCGUGGCUGGGCUGGAUCUUGUUGAAAGCACUGCUGAGAUUUGCCUUCAUGGUCGCCAACAACCUGGUUGCUAUUCCAUCCUACAUCUGCUAUGUGAUUAUACUUCAGCCCCUGCGAGUGCUGGACAGUAAGCGGUUCUGGUAUAUUGAAGGAAUCAUGUAUAAAUGGCUUUUAGGAAUGGUGGCUUCCUGGGGAUGGUAUGCUGGCUAUACAGUGAUGGAAUGGGGUGAAGAUAUUAAAGCAAUUUCAAAAGAUGAAGCAAUGAUGCUGGUGAAUCAUCAGGCCACAGGAGACGUGUGCACACUGAUGAUGUGCCUGCAGGACAAAGGACUGGUUGUUGCUGAAAUGAUGUGGUUGAUGGAUCAUAUUUUUAAGUACACAAACUUUGGAAUUGUUUCUCUAAUUCAUGGAGACUUCUUUAUAAGACAGGGAAGAUCUUAUCGUGACCAACAGCUGCUACUUCUCAAGAAGCACUUAGAAAAUUAUUACAGAAGCAGAGGUCGAAAAUGGAUUGUUUUGUUUCCAGAAGGGGGCUUCCUCAGGAAGAGGCGAGAAACAAGUCAGGCAUUUGCCAAGAAAAAUAACUUGCCAUUUCUUACACAUGUCACUCUGCCAAGGUGUGGGGCAACAAAAAUUAUUCUGAGUACACUUGUAGCACGACAGGAAAAUGGAAGUCCCGCAGGAGGAGAUGCUAAACAAUUAGGCAGCAAAUCAAAGGGCCUCCAGUGGAUAAUAGAUACAACUAUAGCCUAUCCUAAAGCUGAACCUAUAGAUAUUCAAACCUGGAUUCUUGGAUACAGGAAACCAACAGUGACACAUGUACAUUACAGGAUCUUUCCAAUUAAAGAUGUACCCCUGGAGAUUGAUGACCUUACCAAUUGGCUCUAUCAACGGUUCAUUGAAAAAGAGGACCUCUUAUCACAUUUUUAUGAAACAGGAGCUUUUCCACCUUCCAAAGGCCAGAAGGAAGCCGUGUCCAGGGAGAUGACCCUCAGCAACAUGUGGAUAUUUCUCAUACAGUCUUUUGCAUUUUUGUCAGGCUAUAUGUGGUACAACAUCCUUCAGUAUUUUUACCAUUACCUGUUUUAGAAAUUGACUUGGACUUGUCAAGGUCACCAUAGGAGUUCAGACUUCCUUUCAUAAGUGUGCAUUAUUUUACAUGUGCAAAUCAGAAUAAGUAAAAAAAAAAAAAAAAAAAGCAAAGGAAAUUCAAUGGAUGGAUUAAUAUUUAUCCCCCUUUGGGAUAUUUUAAAAUUCUACUAAAGUGAGGCUUAGUAAUAUAAUGACCUGCUAAUAUAUUUUAAGAACUGUUCAUGUUUUAAAAAGAUACAUUCUACCGCGUAUUUACACAAGCAUCACAUUUGGAGAAGAGGAGAAAUCAUAAAAUCAUCCUAGAAGACCAUCUGAGAGAAAAUCUGUUGACACCAGAUAUACUUGCUAAUUUAGUUCAAGCUCAGAAAGUUGUAUUAGUCCCUCUUAGCUAGUAGUCUGCAUUAGGGCACUACUCUAGGACGCACCUCAUUUCUACCAACUCGUGCUGUUACUAGAAACCUUAAGGGGAGCUGGUUAGCGCCUUCUGAAGAACUGUUCCGUCAUUUGCAGUAACAAACUCCAGUCCUCAGCAACUAACAGAGGUACAUUGUUGGCAUUCUCUGUGGGGGAAAAGCAGUGUCCACUGAACCCACUCUGGUACUAGAAUGUGUUCUUUACAAAGGUUAGCUCAGUCCAACACUGUGUUUACAUGCACUAGUGCUUUUCCUUGUCUGAUUUCUCAUUUUAUGUAGAAGGCAUAUCAUAGACUGAUAAUUGUAUUUUACAAAAUGCACUUUUAUCAAAGGCAGAUAGAGCAAAGGAUUAGUGACACAGCCUGAAAACAAAUGUAGCAUAUCCAUGAGAGGCUGCCUUGUGUCUGGUGUUCACUUACCUGCCAGCAAAGCACCGCCCUGAGUGGUCACCCCUCCCACCCCCCCAUGUGAUGCCUCUAUUUGUAGCUUAGAGACUUGUUUGGGUUUUUUUUUUUUUUUUUUUUUUUUUUGUCAUUUUGACAUUUAUACUAAAUGCAUUUGGGGAUGGUCAAAACAAAUUGAUAUAAAACAUUUAAAUGAUCAAUUUAAGGGGAAAUAGUCUACUUUAUGAGAAAAAUGGGAGCUCGUGGCUUAUAAUGAUGACAGGUUCUCACAUGGCACUCCCAGAACCUGUGCAGUCAGUCAGUAGUCUGUUCUGUCAUCACAUGAGGAACCGCCCCUCUCAGGGUGAGGAUAAAGCCAAGUUUCGAGUUCUAGAAAACAUGUUUAAAAAUUUUUCACUAUGUUCACGUGAUUUACCUCACAGGAGAACCAUACUCUUCUCACAAAGUGCUGGUGCCGCGUCAGGGUUGGGAUAGAGUAUGAGUUUUGGUUUGGGAUGGUAAGACUAUUAAGAUCCUAGCAAGUCAGUGGUAGUUUCCUAUGAUAUGAGCAGCAUAGAUCCCCCUGUUGUCGCUAGUCACACAAAUAACGAUUCUGAGAAGUAGGCUAUAAAAAAGAAAGGCUUGAUGUUUUACUAUUUUAAAAUAAACCAAAAACACUGAAAAGAUGUGAACCUUCCCCCAGUUAUGUGGGAAACGUAAAGCAACACCAAAUAAAAGCCCACAGCAGCUUCAUCUUUAGAAUAACUCAGUGCAUAUGUGAAAGAGAAUGACGUGUUAACUGAAAUACCUCAUCGAAUAUUCUACUGCUACUGGUCAAAUGCAGAAGACAGUGUUAAUGUGUUUGGUUUGGUACUGGUUGUUAUGAAAGGUGAUUUCCUUGAAAUCUAAGCAUUUCAUUCUGUGUCCUGCAGUGACAGUGAACAAGUGAAACCAGUUUCGGUUUAGAGGUAUGGAUGAAGGUGGGAAGCCGCAGAGAAGCGUGACAGUGCUUCUGUGUGAGCCCCGCAAGCACUGCUGAGUUACACAAUGAACGAAACUGUUCAUUUGAGCGAUCAGCCAGCCAUCUGGGGGAGAGGGUGCUCGCUGUCAAGCGUAGCAUGCGCAGUCUCAGCUGAUAGACCUUUUCCUCAUUGCUAAAGCAAACCAUAGGGUAGAGUAGCCAGUUCUCCUAUCCAAAUAAAAAUGCAUACAUAAAUGUGGCUUAGGGCCACUUUGACAUCACUGUGCUCCAAAGGAACAUGACAUUGUUUAGUAUAUGUACAUGUUAAACAAACUGUCUUGUAAAAUGCUUUACUUUUCAAAUGCAGUCUCAUUUCCACAGUCUCCAGGGUGACAAAUACCAAUAGAUGUGUGAAUUAAUUUUUGAAAAUAGAUGUGUGUAUUGUAAAUAGAUGUUUAUUUGAUCUG
Messenger RNA from Microcebus murinus (gray mouse lemur), 3688 nucleotides. NCBI's taxonomy places the organism in Eukaryota, Metazoa, Chordata, Mammalia, Primates, Cheirogaleidae. The record is from RefSeq and is a predicted model, not a curated record.